This is a messenger RNA of Styela clava, 1235 nucleotides long. RefSeq lists its product as uncharacterized. The record is from RefSeq and is a predicted model, not a curated record. NCBI's taxonomy places the organism in Eukaryota, Metazoa, Chordata, Ascidiacea, Stolidobranchia, Styelidae.
CGUCAUUCUUAUAUUUCUAUUGGCAUAUAUCACGACGCUCAUGAAAUGUAUUAGCAUUUUCACUGCCACCGUCGUGUAACGCGUAGCCUACUAUUAAUCGAAUAAUCUUUUCUUCACACUCAGUUUGGUUUAUUUCGCUCUGCUGGCCUUAUGAAACUACGCUUAGUAAAGAAAUAAAUUCAGCAAAAACGUCAAUGGUACCGCGAAUAAAAAAAUUUAUGGAACAAUACCACCAGCUGCUGUCGAAAACUGUCUGCACAAGAUGAUGCUGAUAAUUAUUGUUGUAGUCUAUUUAAUGGCAGGAGUCCGAGCGCAGGCAAACUGGCAAAACAUGCGAGAAUUCGUACCGUCAGAAUUUUUCAAUAAAUUUGAUGAAAAGGUUUCUCAAACUGAGGCGUUGAAAUUUGAUUUUCCCAGAGAUAAAAACUUUGUUUACGGCAAAUAUCCCAAAUGUUAUCCGAUCAGAUUGUCAUCAGAGCCAGACGAGGUACCCAAAACAGAGAAGAAAACAGUUAGGAACACAAAUUGUACAGAUAGAGAAUGCUUUCACAUCACUCAAUAUGGAUCGUCUAAAUGUAACAAAAUGGUUGAACUCUACAGGCCGUUUAAACAUGUCGCGGUGGAAUGCAGGUUUCCUCAAAAUGUAUGUGCCCAGUGUGGCAAACAUUCAAUAAACAAAUAUGAAUGUCAGACCAUUUGGUGCGUUGGUGAGAUGUUGACAAUCUACAAAGAAAAUGGGAAACUGUACCAAGGAUAUCUUACAAUUAAGAAACCAUGUAAAUGCGAUUGUAGAAAGAAAAAAAACAGAUCGACUUAGUGGAAAUGACAAAGAAGGAAGAAAAUGGCUUAAUGGCUGGAAUAUUCCUAUUUUGAACUGUAAAAAAUAUGGACAUGUCUAUGGCAUUCGUAUGUGUAAUAAAUGAACGUAUAAAAAUGAGAGUGAUUCGAAAAUCCUAUUUGUUUCUCAUUUCUAAUCGAUAAUGUACUUUGUAGGUGUAUCCUUUAAUUAAAGUUUGAACCAUAAUAAUCAAAUAUAUAUAAAAUCAUUAUUCAAUUCUCUAACAAUUUUUAAGUCUUAAAUAUUAUUAAAAUACAGGCACUUAUGAGAACGAAAUUCUAGCGAAAGUCUCCAAUAAAUAAUUAUACUUGUUGAAAGAAGUUAGAGAAUUUUUGAUAUAAAAGUAAUAAAUACGAAUGUCCCAAAACUAAUUUGAUUCAUAGAAUUUUGCUUCUAU